AUGGAUUUCCUACAUAGGAACGGAGAGCUUAUUAUUCAACAUUUGCAGAAAGACUACCGCGCUUACUACAAUUUUCUAAAUUUUAUGUCCAGUGUUGGAGACCCACGGAAUAUCUUUUCUAUCUAUUUUCCACUUUGGUUUCAAAUUAAUCAGACCGUUGGAACCAGGAUGAUAUGGAUAGCAGUCACUGGGGAUUGGUUCAAUCUUAUAUUUAAGUGGAUAUUAUUUGGUCAUCGUCCUUACUGGUGGAUCCAAGAAACUCAGACUUACCCAAAUAACUCAAGCGCAUGUCUUGAACAGUUCCCCACCACAUGUGAAAUGGGCCCAGGAAGUCCAUCUGGUCAUGCAAUGGGCUUGUCCUGUCUCUGGUAUGUCAUGGUAACAGCUGCCCUGAGCCACACUGUCAAUCGUAUGGAUAAGUUCUCUAUCACUCUGCACAGACUGACCUGGUCCUUUCUUUGGAGUCUUUUUUGGCUGAUUCAAAUCAGUGUGUGCAUCUCCAGGGUAUUCAUAGCGACACAUUUUCCUCAUCAAGUCAUUCUUGGAGUGAUUGGUGGGAUGCUGGUGGCAGAGGCCUUUGAACACGCUCCAGGAAUCCACACUGCCAGCCUGAGUCUGUACCUGAAGAUCAACCUCUUCCUCUUCCUGUUUGCACUUGGCUUUUACCUGCUUUUCAGACUGCUUGACAUUGACCUACUGUGGUCUAUGCCCAUAGCCAAAAAAUGAUGUGCCAACCCUGACUGGAUCCACAUUGACACCACACCUUUUGCUGGGCUUGUGAGAAACCUCGGGGUCCUCUUUGGCUUGGGUUUUGCAAUCAACUCAGAAAUGUUUCUUAUGAGCUGCGGAGGAGAAAACUGCUACAAGCUGAGCUUCCAGUUGCUCUGUGCCAUGACCUCGUUGACCGCAUUGCAGCUUUACCACUUCAUUAAGAUCCCAACUCACACAGAGCAUUUAUUUUAUGUGUUGUCUUUCUGUAAAAGUGCAUCGAUCCCAUUGACUGUGGUGGCUCUCAUUCCCUACUGUAUACAUAUUUUAAUGAAACCCAGUGAGAAGAAGAUUAAAUAG
This is a messenger RNA of Nannospalax galili (Upper Galilee mountains blind mole rat), 1068 nucleotides long. RefSeq names its product glucose-6-phosphatase catalytic subunit 2 (gene G6pc2). Gene Ontology annotation, cellular component: membrane. Lineage: Eukaryota; Metazoa; Chordata; Mammalia; Rodentia; Spalacidae. The record is from RefSeq and is a predicted model, not a curated record. The transcript has 5 exons. Gene Ontology annotation, biological process: gluconeogenesis; glucose 6-phosphate metabolic process. Gene Ontology annotation, molecular function: glucose-6-phosphatase activity.